Molecule: messenger RNA, 771 nt
Organism: Triticum turgidum subsp. durum (durum wheat)
Lineage: Eukaryota; Viridiplantae; Streptophyta; Magnoliopsida; Poales; Poaceae
Source: the annotation of a GenBank genome assembly
AUGGACGCGCCCUUCUUCCACGAGCUCCGGCGGCAGGCCUCCUCCUACCUCACCGGCAAGAUCCGCUCCGCGCGGCUCGCGCUCACCGACGUCACCCCGACGCAGCUGAUGACGGAGGAGGCGACGAACGGGGACGCGUCGCCGCCGAACGCCAAGACGAUGAGCCUCAUCGCGCGGGAGGCGUUCGAGAUCGACGAGUACCUCAGGAUCUCCGACAUCCUCCACACCAGGCUGGCGACGUUCGACCGGAGGCAGUGGCGGGAGCCGUACAAGGCGCUGCUGCUGCUGGAGCACCUCCUGACGCACGGCCCCCGCAGCGUGGCCCUGGAGUUCCAGAAGGACCGGGGCGUCAUCCAGCAGAUGGCCGCCUUCCAGCACAUCGACGAGCGAGGUUUCAACUGGGGCCUGACGGUGAAGGGCAAGUCGGAGCGGGUGCUGAAGCUGCUGGAGCGGGGCCCGUUCCUGGAGGAGGAGCGGGAGCGGGCGCGCAAGGUGGCGCGCGAGAUCAAGGGCUUCGGCAGCUUCAACCUCAGCAGCACCGGCGGCGGCUCGCGCGCGGCGCCGCAGGUGUACGGGCGCAGCCACUCCCGGUACGAGGACCGGCCGUGGAAGGAGGGGGACGGCGAAGGCGAGGACAAGGAGAACCUGGUGUCCCGGCCAGACCCGAGGAGCAUGUGCGAGGAGGCGGUGGAGGAGCUGCACCACCGCCACCCGUUCCACGGCUUCGGGCAGCGGCGGCAGCCGGAGGCGAUGCUGCUGCUCAGCCAGUGA